Neurospora crassa OR74A is the source of this 1914-nucleotide messenger RNA. Its product is annotated as xaa-Pro dipeptidase. The coding region runs from base 157 to 1692 and encodes 511 amino acids. Gene Ontology annotation, molecular function: metalloaminopeptidase activity; manganese ion binding. NCBI's taxonomy places the organism in Eukaryota, Fungi, Ascomycota, Sordariomycetes, Sordariales, Sordariaceae. The record is from RefSeq and is a predicted model, not a curated record. The transcript has a single exon. Gene Ontology annotation, cellular component: mitochondrion.
CCUAGUAAAAUACGUAUCAUCAACAUUGCGAGCCAUCCCAAACCAAGUUCACCUACGCCACCAACCCGGCGAGCCGAGGUGAACUCACACCUCGUUCUCACCUAACCACCACAUUCCUUCCCCUCAUCACCCUUUGACAACCACCCUUUAUUUGACAUGAAGCUUCCCCAAGCCGUCCUGCGGCAAUGUUCUCGACACUUGCGCGCUCAGAAUAACUGGCCUCUCCAACCACGUCUCCAAUCUGCCAAGUCCAUCCUCCCCGCAUCUCACCCAAGCUCACCACCAUCAACACCAUGGCGCCCAUCCCGGACAUACGCAACGACGACGACGACGACGACAACAGUCUCAGCCGCCGACCUCGAAUUCGGCCAGCCCGUCUACGAAACGCACCCCCACAUCCUGCAACCGGGUGAACUAACCCCCGGCAUCACGGCCCAAGAAUAUCACGAGCGACGUUCCAAGCUCGCCUUCGCACUUCCCGAAAACGGCAUCGCCAUUCUCGCCUCCUCGGAACUCAAAUACCGCUCCGGCGCCGUCUUCUUCCCCUUCCGACAGGACUCCAACUUUCUGUAUCUCACCGGAUUCUCCGAGCCCGACUCGCUGGCCAUCAUCCAAAAGACGGGUCCCAAACCAGGCGACUACGUCUUCCACCUCUUCUGCCGGCCCAAAGACCCGCGCGCCGAGCAAUGGUCCGGCCCCUGGUCCGGGCUGCAAGCAGCCGAGGAUGUCUUCAACGCCGAUUUUACGGGGGACAUCGCCAAGGUUGAGACCUUGCUGCCACCCAUCCUGCGCGGCGCCGGCAAGGUCUACACAGACAUCACGCCCUCCACCCCCGUCACCGGCCAACUCGUCACCACCCUCCUCUCGCACCUGCACCUCCCCCCGGCUCCCCUAGCCGGGCUCGUCCACUCUCUGCGGGCCAUCAAAUCCCCCGCCGAGAUCUCCAACAUGCGCCACGCCGGCCGCGUCUCCGGGCGCGCCCUCACCUCCGCCAUGCGCCGCUCUUGGUCGUCCGAAAAGGACUUGGAAGCCUACCUCAACUACGCCUUCACCUCGCACGGCCUCUCGGGCCCCGCCUACGUGCCCGUCAUCGCCGGCGGCAGUCGGGGCAACAUGAUCCACUACGUGCACAACAACCGCCUGCUCAACCAAGACGACAUGGUCCUCGUCGACGCCGGCGGCGAGUACGGCACCUACAUCACCGACAUCACGCGCACCUGGCCCGUCAACGGCAAGUUCUCGGCCCCGCAGCGGGACCUGUACGAAGCCGUCCUGACCGUCCAGCGCAAAAUGGUUUCUCUCUGUCGGGAGAACGCCACCUUGUCGCUGGACCAGAUCCACCGCGCCACUGAAGCCGGUCUGCGCGAGCAACUUACUUUACUCGGCUUCGAUCUUUCAUCAGGGGGAGGAGGCAGGAUGGAUGUGCUGUUCCCUCACCAUGUGGGCCAUUAUGUGGGGUUGGAUGUGCAUGAUACACCCGGUUACUCGAGGAGUUUGACGCUGAGGCAGGGGCAUGCGGUGACGAUUGAGCCGGGCGUCUAUGUGCCGCAAGACGAUGACCGGUUUCCCGAGCAUUUCCGGGGACUGGCGGUUCGGAUUGAGGAUAGUGUGGUGGUGGACGUGGAGAGCCCCUUGAUCUUGACGACGGAGGCGGUUAAGGAGGUGGUGGACAUUGAGGCUUUGAGGGAGUGAGUGAGUGAGUUUGCGGUUGUUGGUGGGGGGAUGAUGGGUUGUCGUUUGUGUGUAUAUAUAUAUAGAAGGGCGGGAUGUAUUGUGUAUACUCGUGUAUCAGAACUCUACCUAGGUAUUGUAUGUGAAUACCCACUCCAAGACAAGACCACGGCUGAGGGGUGAUCGAUCCUUUUUCAGACGCGGCUUAUCUGUCUCCUUCAGUCUUCAUUUGCAGACUUUCUU